AUGGUCCUCCUCCAUCCUCUCUUGACGGCAGCUGCCCUGCUGGGUGCAUCUGCCCGGGCCCAAAGUGUGGUCGGCACUCCGUUUGGCUUCGCCAGCGGAACCACUGGCGGUGGUAACGCUGCUCCUGCGGCACCCAAGGACACCAAUGAGCUCAAGGAAUGGCUGGCCGAUCCUAACCCCCGAGUGAUCGUGAUCGACAAGGAGUUCAACUUCAUCGGUACCGAGGACACUUGUACCGACUGCGAAUGCUGUAUCCCGGACUCCAACACCUGCGGCGAUGCUGGCCAGAAUGCAAUCAAAACCGAGGGUUCUGACUGGUGCGGUUCCUACCCUGCUACGACGUGCACAUACGACAAUGCCGGUCUUGAGGGCAUGGAGGUCGCCUCUGACAAGACCAUCAUUGGUGUUGGAGACGCUGGUGUGAUCCGUGGUAAGGGUCUGAGGUUGGUAAAUGGCGUCAGCAACAUCAUCAUUCAGAACGUUCACAUCACCGAGCUGAACCCCCAGUACAUUUGGGGUGGUGAUGCUAUUUCGCUAGAUGGCACGGACAAGAUCUGGGUCGACCAUGUCAAGGUCUCCCUGGUUGGCCGUCAGAUGUUUGUAACUGGCUACGAAUCUAGUAUGUAUCGCGGGCGGCAGAACCAAACGUUGGUCAGACAAAGACUUACCAAAUCAAUAGGUGGCGGCGUCACUGUCUCCAACAGUGAGUUUGAUGGUCAGACUAAGUGGUCUGCCUCGUGCGAUGGACACCACUACUGGUCUGUGCUCGGCUAUGGCAAGGGCGAUCAAAUCACUUUUGCUAACAACUACAUCCACCACACGUCUGGCCGUUCUCCUAAGAUCGAGUUCGAUAGCCAUUGGCACGCAUACAACAACUUUUGGGAGAACAACAGCGGUCACGCCUUUGACGUCGGUGAGGGGGCUAAUGUACUUAUUGAGGGCAACGUUUUCUCCAAUGUCAAGACGCCUAUGAACCCCGAGGAUACGCCAGGCUCCACUUUUGCCGUGAACGCUCAGGACGCAUCUUCCUGCACCUCUGCGCUCGGCCGUCCUUGCAUUGCCAAUGAGCUGACCAGUUCCGGCGAACUGUCUGGCAAUGACGAAGCUGUUCUCUCUGGCUGGCCUAAGGGCGAGGGUGAUACUAAGGCCAUGACCACGGAUAAGGUGCCCUCCUAUGUUAAGGCCAACGCGGGUGUCGGCAAGCUGGGUUCUGGCGGUUCUGGCGCUGCUUCCAGCAGCGUUAGUAUUACUCCUUCCCCUACCUCUAGCGCGAUCCCAUCUUCCAGUGCGACUCCAUCCUCGUCGGCUUAUGCCAGGCGCCAUUACGCCCGACACCACCAUUACUAG
Messenger RNA from Aspergillus oryzae RIB40, 1347 nucleotides. RefSeq names its product polysaccharide lyase family 1 protein. The transcript is spliced from 2 exons. Bases 1 to 1347 code for a protein of 448 amino acids. The record is from RefSeq and is a predicted model, not a curated record. Gene Ontology annotation, molecular function: pectate lyase activity. NCBI's taxonomy places the organism in Eukaryota, Fungi, Ascomycota, Eurotiomycetes, Eurotiales, Aspergillaceae.